Messenger RNA from Closterium sp. Naga37s-1, 283 nucleotides. The record is from the annotation of a GenBank genome assembly. NCBI's taxonomy places the organism in Eukaryota, Viridiplantae, Streptophyta, Zygnematophyceae, Desmidiales, Closteriaceae.
UGCCACGGCGUUCAGCGUGCAUCAGAUCCUGGUGAUGGGUCGGAGGGAUUUCAGUGCGUUCGGCAGCCAUGGAGCCGCGGAUCACGUCUCGCUGAAGCAUUUCAAUACACUCACAGACGCCAAAUCCUACCUCCAGUAGUGGAGAUCGUGGACAAUGCACGCCCCAUACAGUCACAUCCAUUCACUGGCAACACCGCUUUUCUCCUUGGCAAUGAGCAUGGCCCCGGGACCGCGUCCCUCAACGUCAUUGUCGCUGCCUCCAUCGUCCUGCACCACUUCGCUG